Messenger RNA from Vicia villosa (hairy vetch), 1978 nucleotides. RefSeq names its product probable flavin-containing monooxygenase 1. The transcript has 6 exons. Gene Ontology annotation, molecular function: NADP binding; N,N-dimethylaniline monooxygenase activity; flavin adenine dinucleotide binding. The record is from RefSeq and is a predicted model, not a curated record. NCBI's taxonomy places the organism in Eukaryota, Viridiplantae, Streptophyta, Magnoliopsida, Fabales, Fabaceae. Bases 102 to 1691 code for a protein of 529 amino acids.
AUGGUUCAAUGCAUUUAUUUAAAAACAUUAUCAUCUGCUUCUAUCACAGUUCGACAGAGCAGAAAAUAGCCAUAGCAAUCAAUUAGUGUUAUCAUCUAAAAAUGGAAAAAAGGGUUGCAAUUAUUGGAGCAGGAAUCAGUGGAUUACUUGCUUGCAAAUAUAUUCUAAAGAUUGGUUACAAUCCAGUUGUGUAUGAAGCUGAUGAUGGCAUUGGAGGAGUAUGGAGACAUACUAUUGAAUCUACCAAACUUCAAAACCCCAAACAAGCUUACCAGUUUUCAGAUUUUCCAUGGGAUUCUUCUGUGAAAGAAGAUUGUCCAAGUAGUCAGCAAGUGCUGGACUAUCUUAACUCCUAUGCUCAACAUUUUUCUAUUGUUCCUUAUAUAAGAUUCAACUCUAAAGUCAUUGAUAUUGAUUAUGUUGGAGAGUCUGAUGAAGAAAUGAAGUCAUGGGAGUUGUGGAAUGGUGAUGGAACUCCUUUUGGAUCUAAAGGAAAAUGGCAUAUUACGGUGGAAGAUACUAAGAAUUUUUCAACAGAGGUGCACAAGGCCGAGUUUGUUAUUCUUUGCAUUGGUAAAUAUAGUGGUUUUCCAAACAUUCCUGAGUUCCCUCUUGGAAAAGGUCCAGAAAAUUUUAAGGGUAAAGUUAUGCAUUCUAUGGACUACUCUUCCUUGGACAAUGAUGUUGCUGCUGACUUGAUAAAAAACAAGAGUGUUACAGUCAUAGGCUCCGGAAAAUCAGCUCUUGAUAUAGCCGCUGAAUGCGCAAAUGCAAAUGGAGUCACCCAUCCUUGUACGAUUAUCCGUAGAAAUGCGCAUUGGUUUCUACAAGAUUUCAACAUUUGGAGUAUUAGUCUUGGAUAUUUCUAUUUCAACCGUUUUGCAGAACUUUUAGUUCACAAGCCCAGAGAAAACUCCAUUCUUUUCCUUCUCGCAACUUUACUUUCACCAUUGAGAUGGGGAAUUUCAAAACUUGUUGAAACAUAUUUGAAAUGGAAAUUGCCACUGAAGGAGUAUGGACUAGUACCUAAUCACAGUUUUCUUCAAGAAAUCUCUGCAUGUCAAAUUGGGGUACUUCCGGAGUACUUUUUUGACAAAGUGGAAGAAGGAUCCAUAGUGAUAAAGAAAUCACAAAGCUUUAGCUUCUGCAAUGAAGGUUUGAUUAUUGAUGGAGAUGCUAAGCCUAUAAAAACAGAUUUAGUUAUUUUUGCCACAGGAUAUAAAGGUGACCAAAAACUUAGAAACAUAUUCAAAUCUCCAGUAUUCCAAAAUUACAUUAGCAGGUCAGAAAGAUCAUCAGUUCCCCUUUACAGGAAAAUAAUCCAUCCUCGAAUUCCACAAUUGGCAAUAAUAGGAUACGCCGAGAGCAUAUCAAAUAUUGUUUCUGACGAAAUGAGAUGUCAGUGGCUAUCACAUUUUUUAGAUGAAAAUAUUGAAUUGCCAAGCAUUAAAGAGAUGGAAAAGGAUGUCAAAUUAUCGGAAGAAAACAUGAAACAAUAUGCUGGAAAAUUUUAUUGGAGAUCAUGCAUUGUUAGUUGUGGGAUAUGGUAUAAUGAUCAAUUGUGCAAAGACAUGAAAUGUAACCCCAGAAGAAAGAAGAAUCAUUUUGCAGAGCUAUUUGAACCAUAUGGACCUACAGAUUAUACAGGAUCUGAAGAUCAAGGUGAGCAAGCUUGUGAAGCUAAUGAUUGACAACAAAUUAGUUAUAAGUUUUUCCAAGAACUCAUUGCUGCAUGGGAGAAGCAAGUACAUUGCCACAAAGUUUUACUAUUUGAAGAAUUAAAUUCAAAAUGGAGUGCUAGAAAUUGUGCACUGUAGCACCCAGAGAUAACUUGUAAAUGUGCUGAUUAAAACCGUAAAAACCGAACACUUCAUCAAUUUGAUGAAUGAAAUUGGUGUUGUUAAUUUUAGUUCUGAAUGUGAAUUAAGGGAUGGUGUUGAAGUGUAAUUUCACAUCUAUUAGUUUGUUUUGGGUCGUG